Molecule: messenger RNA, 6476 nt
Organism: Dromaius novaehollandiae (emu)
Lineage: Eukaryota; Metazoa; Chordata; Aves; Casuariiformes; Dromaiidae
Gene: GCNT3
Product: glucosaminyl (N-acetyl) transferase 3, mucin type
Exons: 1
Coding region: 211-1524 (437 amino acids)
Cellular component (GO): membrane
Molecular function (GO): acetylglucosaminyltransferase activity
Source: RefSeq, a predicted model, not a curated record
UAGGCUGAGGUCGCCCUGCCACGAUUUCACCGCUUCCCCAGAAGCGCGCGUACCGGCAGGUUACUCUUUGCACAAGGCGCGGGCGGGCACAGCCGGGGAAGGCACCGCGGAGCGGGCAGCUCCUGGCCGCCGGGCAGCUCCUGGCCGCGACCCGCGCGGAGCCCAGGCUGCACGUGGCGCAGCGCGCGGCCGGGGCCGCCGGCGCGGGCCAUGCAGCGGCGCGUCAGGAAGCCGUCGCCGGCGGCGCGUCGCCGCUGCGCGCUGCUGCUGCUGGGCUCCCUGCUGCUGGCCGCCGCCGUGGCGCUGCGCGGCGCCGCCGGGCCCUGCCGCGACGCCCGCCCGGGCGCCGACGCCCACCCCCACUGCCGCGACCGCCUCUACCGGGCGCUCACGCUCGCCGCCGACGGCAAGAUCAACUGCUCGGGGAUCGUCCGCGGGGACGCGACCGCCAUCCAGGAGGCUGCCCUCAGCAGGCUGGAGGUGGCCAACAGAAAGGUCCCCCUGGCGCCCGAGGAGUACCUGAACAUGACGAAGGACUGCAGCCGCUUCAAGGCGACGCGGCGGUUCAUCGAGUUCCCGCUGAGCCAGGAGGAGGCCGAGUUCCCCAUCGCCUACUCCAUGGUCAUCCACGACAAGAUCGAGAUGUUCGAGCGGCUCCUGCGGUCCAUCUACGCCCCCCAGAACCUCUACUGCAUCCACAUCGACAGCAAGUCGCCGGCCACCUUCCAGGAGGCCGUGCGAGCCAUCGCCGCCUGCUUCCCCAACGUCUUUGUGGCCAGCCGCCUGGAGAACGUGGUCUAUGCCUCCUGGUCCCGGCUGCAGGCUGACCUGAACUGCAUGCAGGACCUGCUCCAGAGCCCUGUGCCCUGGCGCUACCUCCUCAACACCUGCGGCACCGACUUCCCCAUCAAGACCAACGCUGAGAUCGUCCGCACUCUGAAGGUGCUGCAGGGGCGGAACAGCAUCGAGUCCGAGAGGCCCUCGGCUCUCAAGCAGGAGCGCUGGCGGUACCACCACGAAGUGACGCAGUUCAUCUUCCGGACAGCUACAAAGAAACAGCCGCCGCCGCACGGCUCCCCCAUGUUCACGGGCAACGCAUACCUCGUGGCCGCGCGGGCCUUCGUGGAGCACGUCUUCGAGAGCCCCACGGUGCAGCAGUUCCUUGAGUGGGCCAAGGACACCUACAGCCCCGACGAGCACGUCUGGGCCACCCUCAACCGCAUGCCUGGCGUGCCGGGGGCUGUGCCGCACAACAGCAAGUUCGAGCUCUCGGACAUGAACGCCAUGGCCCGCCUGGUCAAGUGGCAGUACCUGGAGGGCGACACCAGCAAGGGCGCGCCCUACCCGCCCUGCACCGGCCUGCACCAGCGCGCCGUCUGCAUCUAUGGCGCCGGGGACCUGCGCUGGAUGCUCCAGCAGCACCAUCUCUUGGCCAACAAGUUCGACCCUCUCGUGGACGAGGCGGCCAUCCAGUGCCUCGAGGUGCACCUGCGCCACAGGGCCCUCUACGGCCGGGGGCUCUGAGGGGGCGGCGCCGCGCCGCGCCGCACCGCGGGCACCGAGCGCCGCCGCGGGCACCGAGCCCCGCGCCUGCCUCCUCCCGCCGGCGGCGCCCCGGGGACGGCGGAAGGCGCGGGAGACCCUUGCCGUGAGGAGGGGCCGGGCGGCGGCGCCGGCCGCGGUGCCCUCGCCGGGCGCGCGCGCGCGCGCGCAGCCCCCGCGGCGCUCUGAGGAGAAGCGGCUGGGCGGGAGCGGGGCAGGGCCCCUCCGGCGCGCGGGGUAUAACGGUCGCCGCGGCCCCUCCGGCGCGCGGGGUAUAACGGUCGCCGCGGCCCCUCCCGCGCGCGGGGUAUAACGGUCGCCGCGGCCCCUCCCGCGCGCGGGGUAUAACGGUCGCCGCAGCGCAGGGCGCCGAGGAGCGCGGGCAGCGACAGGGCGCCGGCCCGGGGGGCCCUGUGUGAAGCAGGCCGAGCGGGUUUGCAGAGCGGGCUCCCAGGCAGCUUUCUAACGACCCGCCUUUGUUAGAAACUGGGACUUUAUUUUUUUUCCGUGCUGCACCUACAGUCUGUUCUCAGAAAUGACCCCAAAGAUUUUUUCCUGUUGUAGGCAGGUGAAGACAGGUUAUGGUGCAAGGUGACUCCACACCCUAGUACAGGUGGAGCUGAAACUUUAUAUAAUUCAUUUGCUUUCCUAAAAAAAAGCACCUGCCAUGCCCCGCAACCCAUGCCUGGCACCUGCUGCCCAGCUCAGCGUGACAUUUGGCUGCCUCCUUUGGCCUAGUCACUUCAAAGUUCUUUGUUAAUAAUUUCCAUCAAGAGCUAUAAACCAUGAAAAACCCCAUGCUUCAAUAAAAAACAAAUAUGCUGAAAUAGCCCCUUGGUAUUGUGCAUCUCCUACAGCCCUCUGAGGAGAACUGGCCAUGCCCCCAAGCAGAGCAGUUAGGCCAUUUAACCGCUCUAUACCCCAUUUCUGCAUCUAUAACACAGGGACAGUGAAGUUUACAUAUUUAAUAGUGUGCAAACCUAAGGUUUCUAAGAUCUCCCUCUCUUUCCUUGCCUGGGAAGAGAUUAUUAUGAGGGGUGCUCUCAGAAAUACAAUUUUCACAUCCAGUAUGUUAUGUGGCCUUUUAGAUAAACAAAAUAUUAUUCAACACAUUCUUUUUCUCUACAGCUUUUAGACAAACUUCUGUAUUUUACCCACCACCUCAGAUUAAAGCCAGCUACUUUCCGUAGACCCAGCAGCUCUUCACUCCCUCUAAUGCUGAGGGCUCAAUUCAGUUUUCUUUGUACUGCCAAAAAGUUUUCAAGCCUUAUGAUCAGUAAAUACUCUUAUAAUUUGAAGGUCUCCUGCAGCUAACUAGCAUUAUCCGAAGAACAUCUGAAGCAAUUCCACAGCAUCACUCUACAUUUCAAGUUAAUUUAAAUUAUGACUGAAAUCACACAGUUCUUUAAAACAUGGAUUUAAGUUAGGAUUAGGAGAUUAAAUAACUAAAUUGAGAAGGUAUGUUGUUGCAAUUUUGUUAAAUGUUUUAAAUUAAAUUUGGUAAUAAAAUGCUGAUUUUUAAAGUGACAUAUGAUUUCACGGCCAUUGUUAUAGGCAAAAAAAACCCCAAAUACUGACAAGUAAAGCUCUUAUCCUUAAUGAUAAGUGCCAAAUCAUAUUAUUAGGUAUUUAUUUGACCAAAAAGGGCAAUUAAAGUUGCAUAACUGCUGACCUGUGGGAAACUGUUUACAGGUUAUGUGAACAAGACAUUUGUUACAAUAGCGAUUAAAGUUUUAUGUUAACAUGUUAUCCUAUGCUAAGCUUAAUUUAAAUUCUAAAAUUUAUAAAUGGUUUCAGUGGUCAAUUCAGCAUUAAAUAGCAAAUAACUCCAUGUUUAGUACAUCUGCUGCCUCAGGGCAUGAACUCAAGUCUCCCACCUAGAAGACUGAAACCUAACCAUUGCUGCCAGUUCUGAUUGUGCCUGUUGGAGCUGUAAAUAACUACUAGCCCAAAGUGGUAGACAACUGCCAGUGGUUCACUGGGUGUGGGAUAUGUUCAAGGUUUUGGAUUAAGUUCAGGUAGUUCACAGGAACUUUUUAAGACCUCACAAAGUCUCACAAAGUUGGACUUUUGGAGUCAGUUUUAUAACUGUUGAGUACAGUUUUAUAACUAAAAUCCUCUUUACCUUGCUCCUACUUUUUUUUCCCCCAGUAACUUUUAGAAUAUGAAAUAGCAAAUCCAAGUCAAUAAAACCUGAACUGAAAUACUACUUCCUAAGCUAUUGAAGAUCCUCAAAACUUUAUCUCUGUGUUUACACAAACUUUUACCUACCUCAUGUCACCAUUCCAUUGCAUCGUUACCUUUUAAUAUCCUGGUUAAACAUUCUUAGUUCUCUUACAUGCCAGCCUUGCUUCUGGAAAUUCACCAUAAUUUCUUCCUGCUCUGCACUUACAGUUAAACUCCACUAUCUCCUUCAGUUUGUCUCUCUUGAUAACAUUGCAAAUGAGAUAAUCAUAACUUAGAGCGAGCAAACAGCUUGCUUUAGAAAACAUACUGUUUUGUAUGUUAAGAUUAAAGACUUAAAGAAUGCACAAAAUCCUUUUUGCUCAGAGGCCAUGUUUGAACACGAGCAGUCACUCACAGCCAAAGUUAACCUUUUGUAUCAGGGUUUAUUCUUUUCUUCCCUAUUUUUGUCAAGGUCCUUUCUAAAUACACACAUCCAUUGCAGCUCAAGGUCAAGGUGCAAAAGUGUCUUUUACUUUCUCCCCACUACUGAGAGGUGCCACUGUGGCCUUUCUAAAGUAAAUCAACAACAACGACAAUGAAAAAAAGACCAACAAAUAAAUGAAUGAGUCCACAACACUACAAGCAAGGAGAAACCAAAUAGGCAGCAGGAAGCAUGCUGAUGCUGUAGCAAGUGAGAUGACUUUACAUGUUUGCAUGGGGAAUAUCUUAUCUUUAGCUGGAUGUUUAAAUGGCUUUGUAUAACACAUACCAUUAACAAUUUUAGGUCUUCUCCCAAGAUCACAAAGUACACUCAUCUUAUGAACAAGAAAGGAGCAGCUGAAAUUCAAAUGCAGGAAACAGAAAAUGGCAAGAAAGGUAUGAAGAGAAAUAAAGCAAUAAAAGGGGAAUAAAAGGGGAAUAAAGCAAUAAAAAGCAGGAAGAAUAUUGGUACCAGAUCACCUCAUCCCCAGAUCACCCUCCCCUUCUCCCCUCUGGUGAACUGAAACAGCUUCCACAGACGCAGGGGCCUGGACAAACAAUGUCCCAGAAACAUGGUUAGAGCUGAGGAGAACGUGUGUUGCCAGGCCAGUGUCAGAGCUUGCGUUGCCCACUGCGGGGUCUGCAGGAAUUAAUUCCUUCAGAGUCACGGGCAAGCUUCUCUUCUGCAGUGAACAUGCAGCCAUUUUCAUCCCAUGAGCAGAUACUCCCUAAGGCAUCACUGGAGCAAUUCCAGAAGUCAAAAAGUUUAUUUAAAAUAAUUAUUUACCUCAACAUGCCUCGAGAGGUGUUUUCUAAAGAGAUGACAGAGUUAGAGUAAAUACUGACUGGGGAGUUUUAGAAAAAAGGUUAGCUUAAAAAUAAUAAUAAAAAGGAGAAAGAGAAAAACUAGAGGUAAGCCAGGAAUCUGAUCAGAUAGUAUUUCCAAACAAAAUACAGAAAAAACAAGAUAAGGUUGGAUUACCAGACCUUUGUGAGGUUUACUCUAGAAAAAUACACCUUAUCUCUACAUUCUGUGCCUAUUUAACAAUAAUAGGGAAUAGGCACCAAAUGCUUACUUUUAAGUGUACGACAGGAAAACUUUACAAACCACAAAGCAACACCCUAAUUCAUACUGUUUCUUCGCAUACACAAAAGCAACACUAACAUAUGCAGUUUUCAAAAGUAUAUUCACUGAGCAAAUGAAUAGUAAAGAAGUGGCACCUGGAACUUUUGCAUUGCAGCUUAAUGGUACAGGGCAAAAGGGUGCCAGAUUCUUCCAGACUGCUGUUUCUCUGCUGCAUACAGUAUAUUCUUACACACAGAUUGUCUCUAGGCUCUCAAGGACAGCAAACCACAAUAACAAACUAUAGCAGUGAUCACAAAAGCUCAAGUGUUCUUUGUCUAGCCAGGUGAACUUAUUAGUUUGUCUGCAUUUGGAUUUGAAUUCCAUAUGAUAAAAAGAUUCCAAAGAAUAGCAGGUAUCUGCAUUGCCUAACAGUGUGUUGUCAUUAAACAAAAAGAUGAUGCAUAUGUACAUUAAUUUUAAGGGCAACAAAUAGCCAAGCUUAUAACAAAAUGCUUAUUUUGCCAACUAAAUACACAGGAAACCAGAAGGACUCCACCAUGACAAUGGAAAACAAGUGGCUUUCAGAAUAAGCUUGAUGCAUCUGCCAAAAUCGAGCAAAACUAGACUAUAUUACCAAAAAAAUUUAAAUCAAGAUGUUAAAACAUAAACUAGCUGUGAAUUACUGUUUCUAGUAUCAACAGUAAUUAGCCAGGCAGCAGCAAUACAAAAGUUUAGGGUGUGCCUUUGCCCUUCUUUCCUUCAGUUUUUAUUUUUGUUUAACUUCUCCCUUCCUGAUAUCCUAUAUGAAAGGCACUCAGACUUGAGGUGAAAGGAAUUUCUACAUUAGACAGUACAUGUUACACCUGCCCAGUUGUUCCCCACUCAUUUGUAUGCUAUGUUUCAUCUAAAACAUUCCCUUCCUCCCCGUUUGAACAUGUGUUCUAGUGGUCUUAAGUCUUUCACACAGGCUAAAUUAUACAGAUUCCCCAGGACAGUCCCUUCAUUACCGUUGUGCCAAGGGAGAGAUUCCUUCCCAUAUCCAUCCAUCCAGUUGCUCCAAGUCAUUUAAGCCAGUUGUGCAUCGCUUUGAAGAUUAGAAUACUUCUAGCAAACAGAAAAAUCUUCAACAGUUCAGAAACACCCCUAACAUCUUAAUGUAUUUUUCAUUUGUCACUUGUUGCAACUACUUAACUCAGGCUAAAUAAAAGACUGAUCAAACACA